GCACUUGGCACACUUUGGUUUAUUACCAAUAGAGUAUGCUAGUAAACCCAUGAAAAUUAUUAUAUUUCUAUUGUUAUGUAUUGUUUCAGAUCUUUAUUAUUUGUUUCUUUAUUUUAUUUUUCAUUUCUCUUUUUGCUUAUCUAAUGGUGAUGUGGACCCGAUGACGGAGCAAUACGUCUUUCACAACUCCUGUAUUUUUUAUAUUACCCAAGAGCUUUAAUGUUGAAACUUCUUAAUUAAAUUCACAAAUAAAAUACCUCUGGCUUCUCUUUAAAAUACAGCAGUACGAUAGAAAAACUGUUCAAGGGUUUGGGAUCUUAAUAACACAAAAGCGUGAAUUGGUAAUAAUUGGCAGUGACGUCAUUAAUCAGGUGGACGAUUUUGGGUAAUAAUGUGGGUUAAAUGUCGCGGAAUUAUAUAAAUUCUCGCUUUUCAGAAAACGGUAAUUCAAAAUACAAAAUGAAUUUUAUUUAAAAAAAAAACAUGCUAGAUAUACAGUCGGGUGUAAAUAUUAACCUUGAGAAAAAAUUUCAUGGUAUUUUCAGCAUAGUGCUUAACAUCAAAAUAUCUCUGAUCUAUUCCCCUCUUAGAAGACAUUAGAAUAGGAAAAUGAUUUGCACUCGUCAGAGCUAUGGACGAUUGCUUUGUACUGGACUAUACUUCUUUUUAUGCGGAGUGGAAUACGCUGUUAUUCUACCGACUCUAAAUGGAUAUCUCAUAUCUCUCGAUGGACCCACUGGAUUUCUUGGGAUUAUCAUGUCUUCGUUCAGUCUUACUGGAUUAUUAUCAGCACCGAUAUAUGGGCGAAUAGCUGAUAAGACUGGCGCUAAUAAGAUGUGCGCCAUCAUCAGCAACAUUUUUGAGAUUAUUGGGAAUUUCAUGUAUUUUGUAGGCGGAGAUUACCGGAUAUUGUGGGGCGCGAGAUUGAUAUCCGGAGUUGGAACCGGAGCUGGAUCUUCCUACUUCGGCAUGAUCUCAAAGACGACAACUACAAAGCAAAGAACUGGGGUCUUAUCUAUGCUGGGCUUCAUGAGAAAUGUGGGUAUGCUUACUGGUCCCGGAUUCAAUCUGUUCCUAAGUCAGCUGGAUUUUAAACUUGGACCAUUUGAUGUGAAUGAGUUUUCUUCACCUGGACUUUUUAUGACAGGAAUGUGGACAAUACAUACGAUACUUGUAAUGCUACUUUUCAAGGAUGUUCAAAAAGACUUCUGGGCUGAAGAUAGUGAACCGACGCGACAAAGCAAUAACGGCAUGCUACAGAACAGUGAGCAUUCUAACGAAAGAACAAAUUCCCCGGAAAUUCCUAAAACAACUAGAAGUUUCCGUGACGAGUUUUUGAGGCAAGAAGUUCUGGUCUGCCUGCUCGUCUCGUUCAUGUCUUGGGUAGCGCUGACUGGGUUCGAAUCAGCAGCGACACCGAUCAGCUUAUUAUUUUUCGGCUGGGGCGGAAUUAGUAAUAGCUUCAUGUUUUGUGCAGGGGGUGCUGCUAUAAUCUUUGUGUACGCAGUAAUUGGCGUUGUCAACAGAAAGCUGACGGAUCGAUUUAUUCUGCUGGCAGGUUGUUCUGGUGGUGUAUUAUGUUAUUCAAUAUUCACGGUUUACUCCACUGUUUUGUAUUUUAGAAAAGAUGUCGAAAAUCCUGACUGGCUUUUGCCAUUAUUUUGGGUUGAUUGGAUUAUUUUAACAAUGUGUUUCCCGCUCAUUAUUAUUCCAAUGAUGUCACUGUAUUCAAAAAUAACAAGCAUUGAGACACAAAGUUUCAAUCAGGGUGUUCUGCUCAUGUUUGCUGGCGCUGGUCGUAUCCUGGGCCCGUUGUGGUCUGCGCCAAUGGUGACUGAAAAACGUUUGCCUAUUUUAGGCGGUCUUGUUCUCAUUUUGAUGUUUGUUGCUGUAGUCUUGAUAUGUACGACGUUCAAAAAACUUGUACCGCGUGACAAUCAAACUCAGACAAACGGACACACGACCAACGGUAAUGCAUUAGCGAACGAAAAGACCCCUUUAUUGAAUAUCGAUAAAAUUCAUGCAUGAUAUAGCUAAUAAAAUAUAUUUGAUUUAUUUUAAAUAUCAGGUCUUUUGAACUUUUGUGCUGCUUUUCAUAUCAUGGGUGAUGAUAUAAAACUCAUUGCAAUUUUUUACAAUAUCUUAGAAAAUUGAUGUUUUUGUUCUGUCAACAGCAGUCCAAGAUGUCAUGUACACAAACCGUAUACCGUAUAUAUAUAAAUAUACAUAUAUAUUUUGUUCUGAGCAUAUUAACUUUUUAACUUUUCCUAGUGCUGGGUGAACAAUUAUUAUAUUGAGCAGAAUAAUCCGUAGAUUGUUUGAGGGAGCCAUCAAAAUCUCACUUAGAGAGAAACAUCACGACUAGGAAAAUUUUUGUGAAACUUUGUGUGACGAUAAUGUACAGAUUUUAGACCGAAUAUAUGGACUGGUGCUGUUCUUCUGUACUCACAAAACCAUCAUGGGCCCAAUGAUGAGAUAAUUAUUGAACUUCAUGUACCAAUUUCGAACGUUUCUCGUGUAGUGGUGAUAUUUUUACGAUAGUCAGAAAUAAAAUGUCAUUAUAUGAUUGAUG
Styela clava is the source of this 2572-nucleotide messenger RNA. RefSeq names its product multidrug resistance protein 1-like. Gene Ontology annotation, molecular function: transmembrane transporter activity. Gene Ontology annotation, biological process: transmembrane transport. NCBI's taxonomy places the organism in Eukaryota, Metazoa, Chordata, Ascidiacea, Stolidobranchia, Styelidae. The record is from RefSeq and is a predicted model, not a curated record.